Messenger RNA from Didymodactylos carnosus, 963 nucleotides. The record is from the annotation of a GenBank genome assembly. Lineage: Eukaryota; Metazoa; Rotifera; Eurotatoria; Philodinida; Philodinidae.
AUGACUGUCACAGUUACCAUUGAAACGCUGCCGUUUCUCAAUGCAUCUUACUCAAAUACAUUCUCUUAUCCAAAUGAAACGUAUUAUCAAUUACCAUUUUGUAAUAUAUCAACAGACAUAAGAACUUCACCUCCGAAUUCCACAUCUCAUCGUGUUACUAUAAAUCACACUAUUUUUGAUUUUUCUGAUAUUGAACAAUCUCAUUUUCAUACUCACACAGCCGGUCACUGGUGGCCAACACAAUGUCAAUCAGAACAACGUUUAGCUGUAAUUGUUUGUUAUCGGCGACGACAACAACAUUUAAAAUUAUUUCUAAAUAAUAUUCAUCCGUUUCUACAGCGGCAACAGUUAGAUUAUACGUUAUUCGUUGUUAAUCAGCAUGGUACGAAUUUAUUUAAUCGUGCCGCAUUAUUUAACGUUGGAUAUAUCGAAGCAAUGAAAUUGUAUAACUACACAUGCUUUAUAUUUCAUGAUGUUGAUCUUCUACCGGAAGAUAAUAGAAAUUUAUACGAAUGUGGCACAAAACCUCGGCAUAUGUCGGUAGCUGUCGAUAAAUUUAAUUAUAAACUAUCCUAUGCAGCAUUAUUCGGUGGUGUUACAGCGUUUCAACAAGAAGACUUUCUUGCUGCAAGUGGCUAUCCCACGGUGUAUCAGGGUUGGGGCGGCGAGGACGACGAUAUGUAUAAUCGUGUUACUAAAAAAUUAAAAAAAAACAUUGUUCGUUAUCCUAUUGGCAUUGCACGAUAUAAAAUGAUUCGUAGUAUGGGACAUGUUGCUAGCAAACUGAAUCCCUAUCGUCAUAAAAUAUUAUAUUCAAAAUAUAAUUAUAGUUUAGAUGGUGUCAAAAAUACUGAGUAUAAAUUAAAUGAAUUAAAAUUUUAUAACUUGUUCAUUCUGGUUAAUGUGACGUUAAAUGAAUUGACAUGGGAUGAAAUUAAACGAAAAUUACGAAUUAAAGGUUGA